UCGAACAUCCGCUGCCGUCCGUAUCUCUCGUUUAUUUAUUUUUUCGAAUAAUUCGCGGCCCUUUCUCGAUUUACUCUAUUUAUAAACACAAACACUUCUUACACAGUCUAUAAAUAACAUUCAGAGUGUUGCUUGGAUCAGUGCUCAAGUAUUUGGUGUAUAAAAACGUUUUAAAGUUACGAUGCGGUAUUUCUUUUUGCUCUCGAUUUUCAGUGUUGUGUUUGGGUAUGAAAAAGAUAUAACGUUUACAGUCCAACCUGGGACAACUGAUUGUUUUUACCAGAAGGUUACUCCGAACGAAGUUAUCGAUAUAGAAUACCAGGUAAUCGACGCGUCCCACGGCGAGCUAGACGUGUCGUUUCAAAUGUCGGACCCGGUCGGACGGAUCAUAGUGGCGGACUACAAGAAACCAGAGAACGCUCACAGACACACGGCGGCCUUGGAGGGCGACUACCGGUUCUGCUUCGAUAACACGUUCAGCACCUUUAGUACUAAGACGGUGUUCUUCGAUCUACUCAUAAUGUUGGAGACAGACGAUGCUCACGAUAAGGACUACGACGACGACAAGGAAAUGGAACUUGGCAACGCAGCAGAAUCCUACAUGAUGCGUGUCCGGGACAUAUCAGACUCCGUCACGCGCGUCAAGGACAACGUAUCAGCUGCCAGACGUUUGCAAGAGUUACACUCUGCUCACGAAGCGAGGGACAGGAAUUUGGCGGAAGAAAUGUGUGCCAGAGUUAUGACGUGGUCUCUAUGGCAAAUCGUGCUCAUGCUCACAGUAGGAGUCACACAGGUGUACUUCGUGAAAAGUCUAUUCGAGGAUGGCGGAUUUAAAAGAUUAAUACCAUCAUUCUCAUAACACCCACAUAAACAAAAAACACGUUGAAUAAUAAAGAACUAACUCAAAAAGUCACUUUUUCGAGUUGUUACCAUAUAACGACAAAAAACUAGAAAAACGGCCGUUUGGUGUAAUGGUU
Molecule: messenger RNA, 977 nt
Organism: Ostrinia furnacalis (Asian corn borer)
Lineage: Eukaryota; Metazoa; Arthropoda; Insecta; Lepidoptera; Crambidae
Product: transmembrane emp24 domain-containing protein 5
Exons: 7
Coding region: 182-859 (225 amino acids)
Source: RefSeq, a predicted model, not a curated record